Molecule: messenger RNA, 1885 nt
Organism: Cornus florida
Lineage: Eukaryota; Viridiplantae; Streptophyta; Magnoliopsida; Cornales; Cornaceae
Product: nuclear transport factor 2-like
Exons: 9
Coding region: 171-1613 (480 amino acids)
Cellular component (GO): ribonucleoprotein complex; cytosol
Molecular function (GO): mRNA binding
Source: RefSeq, a predicted model, not a curated record
AUUGGAAUCUCUGAUCUUCCUUGAUUUUGAUAGCCCCUCUCUAUCUCUACUCUCUCUAUCUACCCUUUUCUCUUCGUGCCCUACCUACUCCUUACAAAUCAUAGUGUCCUAUCUCGUGCUCUGUGAACUUGUCGCAGGUGUCUGUCAUCUCUCUGGCCCUAAUAAGAGAGAUGGCGACGCAGAUAGCAGGUCCUUCCACUUCACCCACUCCCCAAAUUAUAUGUAAUGCCUUUGUGGAGCAGUAUUACCGCUUCCUUCGGAACUCUCCUGAACAAGCUCACAAAUUUUAUCAAGAUUCAAGCGUGCUAAGCCGGCCAGGAGAUGAUGGUGUAAUGACAUCAGUGACAACCAUGCAGGGCAUUAGUGACAAGAUCCUGUCUUUCGAAUUAAAGGACUAUCAAGUGCAGAUAUUAACUGCAGAUGCACAAGAUUCUUUGGAGGAAGGGGUGGUUGUUCUAGUAACUGGUUGUUUAUUUGGGAAGGACAACAUUAAAAGGAACUUUACUCAAACAUUCUUACUGGCCAAACAAGAAAAAGGUUACUAUGUCUUGAAUGAUUUAUUUAGGUUUGUGGACAGUGCUGCUUUGGCAGUCAGUGAUGAUAGUGAAAAUGUUCCUGCUGCUUCUGGGACCCCAGAUACAGAACCUGUUCAUGCUCUUGAUCAUUCUACGCAAAAUCACACAUCUACUUCGGCCGAGGAGGUUAGCAAUAAUGACACUGAUCUAUUAGAUACCAAGGGUUCUGUUCCAGUAAUUGAGAAGAAGUUGCCAGCUGUUGAGGAAGUUGUUGUUGCUGAAGUCCCAGUUGGGGCAAGCCAGAAUGACGCAGACACUAUUGCUGAGUUGGCGUCCAAUCUCAAAGAGGGUGCCCAAAAGAUGUCUUACGCAUCAAUAGUAGCAAAGGAGAGCCCAGUGACUUCUCCAGUCCGUGUUACUACUAGAACAGCUGCAAGGGUUGCACCCUUAAGUACUGAACCAAAUUCGCAUACCUCUGUUGUAUCAAAAUUAACAACUCCUCGUAGCAACAGUGCUCCACGAAGCAACAGUGCUCCACGAAGCAACAGUGCUCCACGAAGUAAUAACUAUCGCGCGGAAGUCAAGGGCAUAUAUGUUGGUAAUUUGCCUGGGGAUGUGACAGCUAAACAACUCGAAGAGGUGUUUAACAAAUUUGGACCUAUUAUACUUGAAGGCAUUCAAAUAAAAAAGUAUCAGGAGGACGGAUUCUGUUAUGGCUUUGUAGAAUUUGAAUCCUCGAAUUCAGCACAUAGUGCGAUUGAGGCUCAUAAAAUUGUUAUUGGGGAAAAGGAAGCUUAUAUCGAGGCAAAGAAAGCUGUUAGUCGAGCUGGCAAUGGUAGAGGAAGAAAUCCAUCCGGAAGAGGUGGGUUUGCUAAUGACAAUUCUAGGGCCAGGGAGAACUUUGGUGGGGGCCGUGGCAACGGAAGAUUCGAGUAUGGGAAACGUCGUGAGUUUUCCGGUCAAUCUGGGGGCCCUGGUGGACGCAAUGGAGAGGCUUACCAAGCCGGGGGCCCUGGUGGACGCAACGGAGAGGCUUACCAGAGGGGGGGUUUUCAGAAUGGGGGUGGAAGAUAUGGCCGUCAAGCUGGGAUGAAGUAGACUACUGUUACUUGCCUGCUUGAAAUUUGCUGGCACAUUUUUGAUUAUUCAUGAUGAUACAUAGUUUUUCCAGAGUCCGGCAGCGGCAUUUGAGGUUUCAGCAAUAUAGAAAUAGGAUCUUAAUAUAUUUUUAUAGGAUCUAUGUGAAAGGAGUUGUUGGACGAGAAGGGAACAGAAAUACCAGAUGUGUAACUUUAAGAUUUUUUUACCCCUACAGUAUUCUGCUCUGUUGGGGCCUUCUCCAUGGUGAUGAAACUUUUAAUCUUUUGUUA